Aspergillus calidoustus is the source of this 7464-nucleotide messenger RNA. The record is from the annotation of a GenBank genome assembly. NCBI's taxonomy places the organism in Eukaryota, Fungi, Ascomycota, Eurotiomycetes, Eurotiales, Aspergillaceae.
AAUGACAAGAAGCGCAUGUUAGCGACUAUUCAUCACGAUAAUUGGACCGCUCGAUGCCACCGCACAUACCCAAGUUAUGCGACAAAUUAGUGCCAUACCAAAGUCCGUAAUAUAAACCGAGAGGUUGAGCGGUGCAGUCAAGCACAAAUAAGAUCCAGAAAAACGCAAUGGACUUCUUCCGGUCUCGCAGUGAGUAUGGGAGGGGAGGAGGCUCUGAUGCGUGCGUCGUUGUGGAAGCCGGUGCAGCGGACUCUGGAACACCAGACUCUGGGAUAGCGGGCUCUGGGGCAGCGGUGGCUGUGGCGGCGCGCGCUUCUUCGUCCAUCGAUAAAGAGAUAACGGAUCGAUUUGAGUCAGCUGUAGGUUUGUUGCUAUUCGGACUGUUCAGACAUUCGGCGAUCGAGGGAAAAGUGGAAGAAAACAAAGGUCGGCGAAAAAGCGGAACAGGGUUUUUUUAUGAUUUUGGUCCGAAAAUAAGUUUCAAGAAAAGAAAAUAUGCCUCGUUAGCAAACGGAAAUAGACGGGACGAAAACAUCAAAGGGUCCCUCGACCUGCUGACGCUGUGUUUUUCUAACCAUUGCAAAAUGCAUAGCCUAGGCCUGGUCAGGAAUUGUAAAUUCUGACGUAACGUUCGCUGAUGUCAGUGCCGAGAAUUCGCCACAAACAGAUUCCCAUUCUUCUUCUUCCUUCACUGGACUUCGUCCUUGAUCAGCUAUGAUCUUCAAUCGAACUGUCAGCGCCAUGCAUAUCUUCUCGAAUUACCCAUGCCCACUGCAGCAGUGCUCUCUCAGUCGGCCAAGCAGACGAUGAGGAUGUUGUGAUUUCAGCCCAGGACGGCCAAGUUUUCCGCCAAGACUUUCCCUCGGCGUCGGACGCUUUACCAUGCCGCUGAUGUCCGGAGGCACUGGUCCGAAGCCAAAGGAGAUAACCAUGGGGCGUGGUAUCAGACGACAUUGGGUGGUAAAGGCCAUCAUUGGUGCUGGAUUCAGCUCCACGGGACACCUGUCCGGCUUAUCUCCGGUCAAACUGCACAAAGGAUCUUUCUGAAUGUUGGUCUGGUUGCUUGCAGGACAUUCAAAAUUGUCGAGAAGCGCCUCUAGAAUUCAUUAGGGAGAAUUAUACAAUGAGUACGCAUUGUUUUGACAGCUGUUAGUAUAUCAUGGUAUGGAGACCCUGAACGUCAGCAUUAUACUAGACUCUGGGGUAGCCAUACUCCACGACCCUGCCUCUCGGAUACAUGGAAUGAUACAAAAGUCGGGGUCGACUGCAGGCGGGAAAAUGCCUCAGGAUUUCCAAUAUUCUUGUCUCCGAUUGAGAGAGCCCUUCACUGUCGUUCAUCGCAGGAAGAGUGGGAUCAAAUGCUUUACGGUCUGGAACUUGAAACCAUCAUAGCCUCUUGCUUAGCUCUAGCUACAAUAGUACUAUUUGUACUAUUAAGCGAAGAAACUGACACAGCGAUACUAGAGGAAUGCCUGGGAUACUAUCUUUAUGCCUGAGGCACAAGUAGUCUGUAGUCACGUGAUAUUCUGUCAUCGUUCAACUUUUUUUUGCCCAUGACGCCGGUUCGAACCCGCCUCUCGCUCUUUGACAUCAGACUACGCCUUUUUUCCAUUCACUUUCUAUUAUACCUCUAACAUGACUUAAUUGGACAGCAAAAUUAGCUCAUCCUUAUUCCAGUAAAAGUAUGGAUACACCAUGGCCCCGAGCCUCCGCGAUCUGAUAGAUUUCCUCCUCGCAGAGAUUGCGCUUUGCGGCAGUCAAGGCGCCUCUCCUGCAAAUGUGUUGUCCUUCAUUGAUAUUUUCUAUUCGAGAUCUGCACGUGACGAGUCUAGUCGCAGUCAUGUUGUUGACAGACGGUUUCAGGAAAAAGUAUGGCAGUGGCUGAUGGGGCAUCCUGAAGUCUCCGUGGGAAAGGACCGAGAAGGAAACCAUCUGACCCUUGAGGAAACCGAGAACCUCUACCUAAAUACCACGGCCGCAGCAAAUACUGCCAUGGAAUCUCAAACACUCGAAACCGGCGGUGGUAGUCCCGUUCGUGUGUUUGUAUCUGAAGAGCGAACUUGGCUCGCAAUUACUGGACAUGGACGCGACGACACCAAGGUCCUUCCCAUGGAAUUUGCCCUCCUCUCUAUCAUUGCUUCGCGAGGGUCAAGCGGAAUCACUCAGCCGGAAUUGAUCAAGCUCAGCGGACAGGACAAACGAUCUGUCCCCAAGCGUACCGAUGUUCUGCACCAAAAAGGAUAUAUUGCGAAGAGAGCUAUCCAAAUAAAAGCUGCUCGUACCAGCUUGUGCACCUUGCGCAGGUUUCUAGACCCAGAGUAUCUUGCAGUCGGGAAACCCGCCAAUGAAGCCGGAGCAGAUGCUGUCAAGAUGAUCGAUUUCGGGGCUUUUACCGACAAACUCUUUGGAAUUCUGCGAGAGCAUAAGAUCAUCUCUCGCACCGAUCUCAAGGAAUCGCUAGGGUUUGCUGAUCACUGGCGAUGGAAAGUACUGUCCCGUGCUCUCCGGAAGUUUGAGCGUAUAGGUGUCGUCAAACGUGUUCGGGCUCUCUCGCAAUAUGCUAAUACCAUGAGAAAAUACCACCCUUGUGUCAUGCUUGUCCGAGACCCGACCGAAAAAGACAUCGCGAUGUUUCAUGAUUUCAGCAUCCAUAUGUACUCGGACAUUGAACAAAGUGGAGAUGUGGAAUUUGACGACGACGCAGAGGCCGACGACUCUACUAGGGAACCUUCCUCCAGUCGAAACUUCGGGGAGGUUAAAGCCGAGCAAGAUGUUGAAAUGUCUGGUCGCAUCAUUCCCAGUUGGACUCCUGAUCGAUGUAUCCAUAAUCAGCUCUUCGAUGCGAUCGAUCGCACAGGAACAGCUGGAUGCACAAACUCCGACGUUAUAAGAGCGUGUCUUGGAGUGUUCUACCGUCGGCCUUUGGAAAAUACAAUGGCUCGUCUGGUGGAAUGUUGGCAGGUAUCACAACCGCCGCAUCUCCGUCAUCUAGCCAUCGUACGCGAUACGACCAUUAAUCGCACUAUUACGCAUUAUAUCCACUACUCCUCCAGGAAUUUUAGUAAGCUGGUGGACGCCGGAGAAUCAUCCUGGGAGGCUGUCGAAUUUGUUGCGCGCAACGCCAAAACAAGCACCAUUGCUGUGCCACCCAUUGAUGAACAACCGAAGCUAGAUGCCUACGGAUUACCCUUGGAUUUGCCUAAAAGUGACCUGCUGAACAGUGGCGAUUGUUCCUUGAUGGAUUGCGUCUUAGUGGCCAGGCCUCAGAAUUAUCUUAUGUCGAGUAGUGAUCCAAGAGCUGUGGAGUUGGAGGAUGGCACUUACUCAAUCCAUUAUGGAGUCAGGAGCUCUCACAAUCAAGCCGCCCAGCUUCGAACCCCAACUGGCAGACGGGCGACUCCAGAUACACCCGCGUGGGUGAAAGCUGAGGGCGCCAAACUUGGAGUAACGGAUGCACCAACGCAUAGACCUAUAAAGAGAUCAAAACGGGAUACCUUGGACUUGACUGGGUUGUCCGAAAUAGAGAAACUCAAGGCCAUGGGUUUUGACGAAACUUGGACAGAGUACAGCGUUCAUUUAAUCGACCGCAACGGCCCUGGAGUCUAUGUCACUGCAAAAGGACGACGGAGAGCAGCUGGUCGACGGCAAGGGCGGCCACGUAUCAGUCGAGUUGCAGUAUUUAAGUCUUCAAAAUUGCGGGCAAUCCCCUGGUUUACGGAAGAGGGUGGUCACUCAGAGGGGAAUAGUCUGGACACGCAGUCUCCUCAAGCACGUGAGGUCAGCGAGGGUCCUUCAGCAAUUGAUCCUCACCUUACCACCGAGCACGAUGGCGCGCAAUCAAAUGGUGUUACGAAGCGGAAAAAUCCCGAAUCCGAGUCACUUUACACACCAAUGAGGGCUUCAAAGCUGCGGCGAAUUGAUAGCGUGCAAGAGAACUCGCAACAGGGGCCAAGUCAUGAGGACGAUGUCUUGGACGAUGGCACGCAAGCAACGCACGCGAAGGAAUCAGAAAUACCUUUUCGCGGCAAGGCCAAGAGGAAGAGAGUCCCGUCACCCGAGGCAGGGCAGAAGCGAAUUUCCCAUUCGCGAAAACGAGGCGCAAAGGCUUCAGAAUUGGUGAAUAAGGGGGUAAACCAAGAUAUCAAGCCAAGAGAUGAUGAAGGCAGCAUACCAUUUGCAAAGUCUAUCGACCAAGUGGGGAAUGAAGACUCUGAAAUGUCGAUGGACGGCAUAGAAGGUGCGGAAAUAUCAGGGCCACCGGCACCCGUGAACAUUCCUCCACAUUCUGCCCUUGAUGAGCCUCGAGCCACGAGUCUUUCAACUCCCGCGCCAACAGGCUCGGAUGUUUCCCAUAAGGUGGGCCUUAGCGCCGGCGCUGGGAAUACACCGGUCAGUGGUAUCCGGACGAUGGAACCCUCGACUCCUGCUGCAUCCCGUAAUGCGAGUAUGGUGUCCAACAUGUCGCCGACUACAGAAGACUCGUCCGCUAGAGGCAACAGAUUGAAGCUUCUAGAGAGAGGAGGCUCCGUUUCGUUUUUACGCAGGAAGAUCGUACUGGACAUCGUAGAAAAAGCAGGAGGUGCUUUUCCCAUGGGAUCCGAGAUCUGGUACCCUUUCAUGACGGCUUGGUUGAAAACAAAAUAUAAAGAAAGGCCUGAUAUGCGCACGCUUAGAUCAGCGGUCAAGCAGUUGGUAGAUGCUGGGAAAUUGCGGCAGCAGACGUUUUGUGGCAGAGACAGCAAAGGGGUCAUGGUUACCAAGAACAUCAUCUGCAAGCCAGAACUACCGCCGGAUGAUCCCAUUAUCAAGGACUUGCAGGCGAAUAUUCUGGCAUCAGACGCCAGAUACUACUUCCCACCUGGUGUUGAAAUUGAUCCGAGCCUUACGAGGCAGACAAUGACUCCUAAAGGGUUUAAACAACCCACAAAUGUACCUGUCGAGCCUACCAUCACUGUGCAGCUGCAUCAAAAGCCGGCUUCAGUCGCAGCGCUGGAAAAAAGAAGGGGUCAGAAUCUCCAGCGAAGGCUCCUACGAAAACUGGAAAUGGAGGGUGCACGCGAAAACAUGCAAGAAACACGUCCCUCCGGCGUCAUCCGACUCCUCUCAAUCCAGCGUCCAGAACCCACCUUGCCACCUAUGCAUAAUCUCAUAUCCAGCUUCGGCGAUGCGGAAGCCUGGGCUAGAGAGGAAGAAUUUACGGGACGAAAAUACCGUUCAACUAACGCUAGUGCGCGCCACUUGAAGCGUUUCCUCUCUAUGAUGGCCUCUCAUACAAUGUUAAUGAAUCCGAGGCAGUCAUUCAACCCUAAUAAUGGUACCUUUUCUACCGAUGCGGGUAUAGCAGUCAUCGCCGCCGCCAAGGCUCAACCUCGCAUAGUGCAGAGGCGAGAGCCGCAUCUGCCCGAGUCACUGGAUGACCUGUUUACGCAAACGAGGAAACGCGAUAUGCCCUUGACUGACGACGUGGAUCCGCGCUCGAGAAACUUUUUCCGAGACACCAAUAGGAUUCUUAGGUGGGAGCUUCAAAACGAAGAGCUCCUCCAGCGGAGAAGUGGCACACUACACUACAUCAAUCAAGGAAUUCAAGAUUCGUUUGAAAGUGCCCCAAUUGAAGGUGGCAUUCGUUUCGAUGAUGGUGACACAGAAAUUGUUCCUCAAUCCUCUGUUCAGACUCGCGAACAAGCACACUCCUCACUGUUCAUUCACCAUGAACAUCCACCCUUCAAAGCACAACCUACCUAUGAACCCGCCAUCGACUUUGGCAACAGUACGGUAUACUCGAGGGCUCACCUGCCGUCCUCCAGCAACGUUACUCCAUCGUCUUUUAGGCAUUCUUUACCACAACAUCGUCGCAUAGAGAAACUAAACGAAGUCCCGAGUGUUGCAACUGACCCUAUCAUGUCCUCGCAGAACCGACAGCAUGGCCGUCGCAAUCGCCUCAAUGCGCAGUUGCCACGUUCGGCACACCAGAGGAUUACGAUGACAAUCGUAGUUGUGCGUGCACUGGCAGGAGGCGCCGACGGCAGGAUGGUCGACUGGCCAUUGGUGUCGCACUGUUUCCCAGAUCAAGAUCCGAAAACUGUACAGGAUAAAGGCAAGGGUAUCCUUAGUAGGAACCGCCUGCAGAUAGCCAAGAUGCAAAGUGACUUUCAAGAGCGAUACAUUGAGGCGUAUGCCAACGAUGAAGUCCCUCCGAUCGACUAUGAUGACUUGUACGCAUAUGACUGGAAUGCGGUCAUUGACUGGGCUAGCACACAGCUGGAUAUCCCCAAGUCAGAGAGAGUUCCUGACCUUCCCGCGACGCGGCAGCAAUUUGAUGAGAUAUUUGAGCUCCGCGAGGAGCCGCUGGGAUCAUUGGAUGAAUACUAUCAGCAUUCCGGAGUCACCGCUCUUCGCAAGAAAGCGUUAAUAUCAAGUGUGGCCUUCGCCACUCCGUUGUCAUCCCAGCAUUCACGUCGACCCAACACUCAGCUUUCCCGCUUUGAUACGGUCAAGACCUGGAUCCGAGCAAAUACCAUCACACCUGCAGAGGUAUACCGUCCCUCAGACGCCAAAAAGGCACUGUCAUUCAUUGACGGCGGUACUUUGAACGCUGCUCUGCAAUCCUUGGUCGUGGACCGCGUCAUCUACCAGAACGCCAAAGGCCGAUCUGUACCUGGCCGCAAUUACGACAUGACAGACCACUUCCUGCAAACGCUUAGCAAGCGUCGACCGAUUGAACUGGCCGAACUCCGUCGCGCCGUCAAGUUCAAGACCGAAACGCUUGACCCGACGCUCACAAGCCAAGGGGUCUGCAGUGUCGCCUACGGCGCCGAAGACGGCGAUAUCCUCGCCCUCAUUAAUCUUCUCUUCCAGGGCCGGAUCACUCUCCGGCCACGAGACCCGCCCCGCGACAAAUUCGGCCUCACCGAGGGCGGUUACCUAACCCGGAUGAUGAACAAGGAUAAACUCCGCUUCCCUGUAGACGUCUACCCGGUCAAAGAUCGGUAUAUUCGCGGAAACCCUAUCUCCGAGAAAACCUCUACCCUCCCACCACCAUGUCCGCCACUCGUGGCAAUAAGCGAAACGCUCUCCAUCCCUGAGACAAUCCCACUGUGGUUCGAUAUCCAUGGUGGAUUUAUUCGGGUCCUCUGGGACCAGGCUGUUAGCGCUGUUCUCGGGUGUGUUGCUGCAAGGCCGGGAAUCACGGCAUCGAAUGUUGCCAGCAUGGUUAAGCCCACUUUGGGUGCUUGGGAAAUUGAAUUGCUGCUGGAGUGGCUUGUCGAGCUUGGGGUCAUGUGGAAGACAGGCGAUGAUGGGACCGAUGCGCACGAGUCUUGCUGGGCUGUUAAGGAGUGGUGGUGGAUGGUUAUGUGUUAGUCUUUGCUUUGCCAUGUACUCAUAUAUUUGUAAAUACAUGUGUACUCUACAAUAGGUUCAUUUCAAAUCAGUUCCAGAAGGAUAUUGCACCUUCGUUUCCUACAU